Meriones unguiculatus (Mongolian gerbil) is the source of this 4367-nucleotide messenger RNA. It is a transcript of the gene Cd28, whose product is annotated as CD28 molecule. Gene Ontology annotation, biological process: positive regulation of T cell proliferation; T cell receptor signaling pathway; T cell activation. Gene Ontology annotation, cellular component: membrane; external side of plasma membrane. The record is from RefSeq and is a predicted model, not a curated record. Bases 65 to 724 code for a protein of 219 amino acids. The transcript is spliced from 4 exons. Lineage: Eukaryota; Metazoa; Chordata; Mammalia; Rodentia; Muridae.
CUUUAGUUCACAGCACGCUCUGCCUUGUGAAGGAGGAGUGGCAGCCCUGACCCUCAUUAGGACAAUGACACCUGGGCUGCUCUUCUUGGCUCUCAACUUCUUCUCCUCAGUUCAAGUAGCAGAAAACAAGAUUUUGGUGAAGCAGUCGCCCAUGCUCGUGGUAGACAACAAUGAAGCCAGCAUCAGCUGCAGGUAUUCCUACAACCUCCUGUCAAAGGAGUUCCGCGCGUCCAUUUACAAGGGCGUGAACAGCGAUGUGGAGGUCUGUGUUGUGAAUGGGAAUUUCUCCUAUCAGCUUCCGUUUCACUCAAACACCGGGUUCAGCUGUCGCGGGGAUUUGCAAAAUGAUACGGUGAUAUUCUACCUCUGGAACCUGCAUGUUAAUCACACAGAUAUUUACUUCUGCAAAAUUGAGGUCAUGUAUCCUCCGCCUUACUUAGACAACGAGAAGAGCAACGGAACUAUUGUUCACGUGAAAGAGAAACAUGUUUGCCAUGCUCAGGCAUCUCCUAAGCUGUUUUGGACACUGGUCGUGGUUGCUGGAGUUCUGCUUUUUUAUGGCUUGCUAGUGACAGCGGCUCUUUGCAUUAUCUGGACUAACAGCAAAAGGAACAGGCUUCUUCAGAGUGACUACAUGAACAUGACACCCCGGAGACUUGGACCCACACGCAAGCAUUACCAGCCCUAUGCCCCAGCGAGGGACUUUGCAGCCUACCGCCCCUGACAGGGACCCCUAUCCAGAAGCCAGCCGGCUAAUGCCCCUCUACCUGCUCAACAUCCCUGCUCUGGAUAGGAAAGGACAGUCUCAUCUUCAGCCGGCUACUUUGGACAUUUCCCGGGCCACCUGUGCCAACCAUUUUGGAGCAUCUAGAUCUAACAUCAUCUUGAGACUCGGGAAGAAAUUAAAGAAGCUUCUAAUGGCGGGAUAAAUUCUGCAUGCCUUGACCCAGACUCAAGCUUAAUAUAUUUAUUGACUUGACUGAGAAGUUGGAGUAGAGAAAUCAAACAGUAAGGGAAUUCAUUCAAGGCCCACUCCUUUCUCACUUACCGGCACACUUCAGGCAUGGGAAGUGUGGUAGCUAAAGAUGUUUUGGAUGGAGAAGAAAGGAUAGACAAAUCUUCUCUUUGACUAAGCUGGUGUCUCGGGUGGGGAUAGGUUAGAGUUAGAGUUAGUUUGUCAUUUGAAAAUAAUUAAAACACUUUCCCACUCAUAAAAAGAGCCGCUUAGUUUAGAGUUUUCCUGUUAGUUUAGGAAGAUGUGGAUAUAUUUUUUUUUUUUAAUGAAUUCUGACCAUUUUUAAUCACUUUGACCUGUGGAAAACCAUCAAAGCACUCUCAGGGCUGACUUUCCUCCUUCCCUGUUGUGGGAAUCCAGUAUUAUUAAUACUUACAACAUGAUUUUGGAGCUAAAUAGCCCUCCUGCACCAAGAAGAAUGUGAGAGGAAAUAAGCCCACUUUACAUUAUAUAUAUAUAUCUGAAUGCUAGGAAGGUUUAUCUGUUUAGUAGCCUGUUAUAGUGAAGCCACUUAAGUUUCAACCUUCCACAGUUGGUUUCCUUUGUGGAUACCUGAAAUAGAAGGCUGAAACUACAUCUAUAUAGCGUUAGUCACGAAACUGUAAAAAAAAAAAAAAAAAAAAAGGUUCUUCUUGAUCAUUGUCUGAGGAAGGGAAUGAGGCAAUUCUUGCCAUGCUCUAAUGAGGUGGAUAUUUUCCAGAAGUCAUCACAAGGAGCCUCAGUAUAAGUUUCUUUAGACUCUAAGGUUUAAAGAGGCUUUGUAUGUUCCAGGGCUCAGAACUCCAGAAGUUUGUGGGCUCAAAUGCUUAAUACCAUGGGAAUUCAUUGACAUGAAAAAUUAUUUUGGAGUGUAUCUUUAGGGACACAUUAGUUUUCAAAGUUCUUAAGAACCUGCAAGACCUGAUACUGAAUGAACAUGGACCUUUGUUUUUGUGUUUCUUUGUUUGGGGACUUUGAAGAAUGACUGGAGAACCAGUUUCACCAUCUGUUUAGCGCUUUGAAUUAUUGGAGAUUUUUAGAGGCAGAAAGACCUGGUAAAAUUCUCCUUGCUUGUUGAAUGGCCUCAGGCAAGUUACUGUUCAUCUGAGACUAUGAUUCCUCAACUGUAAAAUGGACACAAUGAAACUCACUGUGCUCCUCCUGCCUCUGCCUCCCAAGUUCUAGGAUUACAGGAGUGCACAGUCAUGACCAACUAGUAACAGAAAUUUAAACCCAAACUUGUGAGAUUCUCUCAGCUUCAAUAAUUUGUUUAAGCUAAUUGGAAUAGUUUAUGUUGUAACCAACCAAACAUAAAGCACACCCCUACUGCUUUGUGUAUAAAGAGGUCUUUAAACUUUCUUCUUUUAAUGUGCGGAGGAGUAAGGGGUAGGAAUCUUUUCAUUCUAGCCUGAAGAUAUGCUCUGAUAGUUUUUUUUUUAAAUUAGCUUCUGUUCUGUGCCUUUAAUUAAACCAGUGAAGGCCAAUAUCAGCCCUACUUUGAUAAAAGACAUUGAUAAAAGACCCAGCACCUGUGAUUGCAGCCAGCCUCUCGACACGUAGCAUUUUUAAACCCAAACUGUAAAACUAUAUUUGAAAACGACAGUGCUGGAGAAUUUAUAGAAGGGGCAAUAACAAAUAAUACUCUUUUUAUAAAUGGAAAGAUUUGAUCUUUGGUAAUCGAUCAUUUUGUUGUCUAACUGGAAAAGGAGGUUUACUGAAGAUGAAUCACACCUGAGAAUUUUCAUACUUACCCUGCACAGAGCCAGAGCAUGGGAGUCAUAGGUGUUUCACUAUCAGUAUGAACCAACAGACGGUUUAAAAAUACUAGUGUAGGGUAAAGCUUUCACAGUUUCAGGUAAGUAAGAAGACAACUAUGCCAUUUGCUGCUAUGAUCAUAAGAGUCUUAGAAUUAAAGGUGUGCAUGUAAUUUUUAAUUGUGAACUCAGCUAUUUGGGGUUGAGCAAGCCAAUUUAAAGAGACCCAGUGUACCUUCUGUCUGCAUUCAGUGUUAGAAUUACUAGCAUGUGCCCGUUUUCAAGCUGGUGCUUUAAUCCUGUCCUGAUGACAGGCGCGCUUUUCCUUCGCAGUGGAUCUGGAGACAUUUUACCAUUUGAAAGAGUAUAUGAUAAAUAUUUGGGUUCCUCUCCCCCCCUUUCAUGUGUGUGUUUGUGUGUCUGUCUGUCUGUCCGUGUGUCCCUCCCCCACUCUAUCUCUGUCUCUCCUUCUCUCUCUCUCUCUCUCCAGAUUUUCAAAUAUUGGUUUUUCUUGGCAUAAAUACAACCUGUGGUUGGUUUGCCAGGCUUCAGCAGCAGUUUAUCAGCAGGCCAAUGUCUUACUUCUUUGAGAUUUCAGGCUGGGUUUACCCCUGUGCUCUGUGCUGUGACUGCUGUAGGACAGAUAUAUCUUGAUUGAGCCCUCCCUCAGUCAUUUAGGUUUUCAAUCAUUUAGUCACCUAACUGAGCCACUGAUCUGCACGGCUAUUUUAGUGGCCAUAGGAUGGUCAAAUGGGUGUCCGAUUCCUCACCCUGGCCUUCUGUACUGCCACAUGGGCUAUAGCAGACUUAAAUACUCACCAGAAAAUGUUAAAUUCAGCCACAUGAGAUGGACCGGAAACCACAGUACUCACUUCCAUGUAGCCACCAUUAAUUCAGGUCAAACACAGUGGCAUCGGUUCUCUCUGGACUUAGGUGAGCGAAUCUGUACAACUUACAAAGCUGUUUGAAGCUGAAGUCUCUCUGCACCAAUAUGUUUGUGCAAAUAUCAAAAGCUUGUUACGGUAUCAGGGCCUUUCCAUACACUUCUUUCUCUGUCCACAAUGUUACUCCCUAGAUAUCUUUUUGACUUGCUCUGACUUCCUUACAUCUUUGCUCAAAUGUCACCUUCAACUGUAGUUAAUUACCCCUAGAACCUGUCUUUGUGCCUUGUUUCUUUUUCUCUAUAACAUGUUACCAUCUGUAUGCUAGAUGUUUUCCUUAUUUAUUGGUUUAUUUGUUUGUCUGUUUUUCUAAUCUAGACUAGAUCUCCAUAGGGAAAGAAUUCCAUUUGCUUUCAUUUUUUUUUCUGUAUCCCCAGUGCUUAGAAUAAUGCUUAGCAUGCAAUAAAUAUUUAUUGACUGAAUAGAUGGAUUUCACUUGGGCUUAUGAAUUAAUGGUUAGUCUAAAUCAUCUAAUCACACUCUGUAAAGAAAAGGAUCGUUUCUGCUUUCCGCUUCUUACUAGAGACACAGAGGUACACAGAGAAAUCUGGUAGAAGGACAUCUAAUUUACAUAAGUUCAUUAACAGUCUGGAACUUGUUGUACAGGCUGAAAGAUAAAUAUAGCUAGAAUCAUUCUUAAAAUGUUAUUCUUAAAAAAAUAAAAACAAUUAAGAGUAA